AUGGCGAGCGAAUGGAACCUUCCGCAUGAUAUCAUCGUCCAAAUACUCUCCAGACUACCCGUCAAGUCUCUGUUGCAAUUCAGGUGUGUUUGCAAAUCAUGGUGCUCUUUGAUUUCCGAUUCCCAUUUCGUUAAAACCCAUCUUAGUUGCAUGUCAAGAACUGAUGAAGACGACGACUAUAAACACUACAAAGUCAUUUUCAACUCACCUUGCCCAAACCCUGGUUUCGAGUCUUGUUCUCUUUACUCUGUAUUGUACGAGCCAUAUCUUUCUGCCUCCGAGCCUGAUUAUCCAUUGCAUUUGAAGGAUUCCAUUUAUUGGGCUCAAAUCAUGGCUUCUUGUAAUGUUUCGGUGUUUCUUAAGGUGUUGCAGCAGUACUCGGGACCACUGUGCAUUUCUAAGAAUGGUGAAAUUUUGUUCAAAUUUGGAUCUUUGGUUAUAUAUGAUUUAAAAGAGGGUCCAUUUAGGUAUCCUUCCAUUUCCUUUCCCCAACCUUCCAGUCAUAGUUUCUGUGCCAGUCUCUACGCAAAAACUUACUUUGAGAGCCUUGUUUCACCUAGUGCUGACAAUGAGCUUCAGGAGUACCAUUAA
This is a messenger RNA of Cornus florida, 591 nucleotides long. Its product is annotated as F-box/kelch-repeat protein At3g23880-like. Gene Ontology annotation, biological process: SCF-dependent proteasomal ubiquitin-dependent protein catabolic process. Gene Ontology annotation, molecular function: protein binding; ubiquitin-protein transferase activity. The transcript has 2 exons. The record is from RefSeq and is a predicted model, not a curated record. Lineage: Eukaryota; Viridiplantae; Streptophyta; Magnoliopsida; Cornales; Cornaceae. Bases 1 to 591 code for a protein of 196 amino acids.